Molecule: messenger RNA, 572 nt
Organism: Daktulosphaira vitifoliae (grape phylloxera)
Lineage: Eukaryota; Metazoa; Arthropoda; Insecta; Hemiptera; Phylloxeridae
Exons: 3
Source: RefSeq, a predicted model, not a curated record
GUAUGAUACAAAACAGAUUUCGAACUGAAACCGGGCUAUUAAUUGAUGUUGUUUUGGAAGGUAAGGGAACGUCAAAUGACGGAAACACUGCUCGUCGGUUUUUUAAAAAUUGUGAUAAAAGUGCAAAUAUUACGGGUGUUGAUAAAAAUCUAAUUCAACGAUUCGGAAAUAUCUUAUUUGCUAUGUCAAGUGGUCACGAAGUCAAUGUACCAGAAUUUAAAAUGUAUACUGCAGAUACAGCAAAAUUAUUUAUUUCUCUUUAUCCUUGGUACAACAUGCCUAGUAGUGUACAUAAAAUUCUUAUACACGGAGCUGAUGUAAUAAAUGCAGCACUCCUCCCUAUAGGACAGUUAUCUGAAGAAGCAGCAGAAGCGAACAAUAAAGAAUACAAAAAGUUCAGAGAACACCAUACUCGCAAAAAUACACGUUAUAAUACAAAUGAAGACCUAAUACAUAUGCUAUUAGUAGCCUCUGACCCAUAUUUAUCUUCUAUAAGAAAAUUACCAAAAAAACCAAUACGUGAGCUAACAGACGAUGUAAUGUCAUUACUAAUUUUACCAGAUACUGAAAUA